CUUCUCUCGAGAGCUGAGCGGUUCUCGUGUCGUCUCGCUUUAAAUGUGUGUCGAAGAUCCUCCUGAGUCCCGCCGCCGCUUCCUUCUCAAUGUCAUCCUGAAAGCAUCCUGAGAUCGGCUGCUGCUCAGAAGAAGCUCCGGAAUUAAACCCCGAUGGAGCUCAGCGGCUGAUUAUCUGUCCGAGCGCAGGGAGAGUGACGGAGACGAGCUGCUGAGAGAGAGCUGCUUACCUGCUCUGUAAUGUGACUUCCCUCCGUCUGCAGCGUGAUGACAGACCUGGAGACAGACCCUCCGGGAUACACCAUCUUCAUCCUGGUGUUCCUCUUCUUCAUCACGGGCCUUCUGGGAUUCCUGAUCUGUCACUGUCUGAAGAAGAAGGGCUACCGCUGCGAGCUGGAGGAGGACGAGGAAGACUGUGAAGACAAGCUGGGGGCAGAGCAAGAUGACGAAUCAGAAGACAGUCAAGACACAGUGGAACAAAUCCUGAAAUGCAUCAUUGAGAACGAAGCUAAUAUGGAGGCUUUCAAAGACAUGCUGGUCGGCCAGAAUGUUUGCGAACAUCACGAUCCACGCGGCUUGCAUCACAAAGAUAGCGUGGGAGGUCUUCCUCUUCACCAUCACACCGUUCAUCUGGGAGGAGAGCUCAGCUCGUGUGUUCACUGCAUGCAGAGUCACGUGUUGAAAAGCCGCCGCAGGAGCCGAGUGUCUCGCAGCAGAGCCCGGCCGGGAGAGCAGACCGUGCUUUCUGUGGGCAGAUUCCGUGUCACUCACAUGGAGAAGAGGAACAGCCUGCAGGGUUCGAUGAAUCUUCCCACACCGAAGCCCGGAAACACCUCGAAUGACACGACGCUCUCAGACAGCAGGACGGGCUUUAAAGACGCCUCCAAAAAACCUCAGGAGGAAUACAACAUCCGCAACAUGUUCAAAGAAGCUGGAGCGGUGAACGGCAAAGUCCCCAACCUCAGCAAGCGCAAGAAAAGCGUAACACUGCUGGGUUUCUAUAAGGCUGGUAAUGCUGCGGAGACUAAAGUGGAGACUAAAGCGGGACAGGAGGUGUUCGUGGAGGACAAGGAGGAGUCGAGCACCGCCGAUCAGUUAUCUGACUGCUGGAGCUCCAGCGCAGCGUCUCCCACCGAUCCCAACAAAACCGCUUUGGAUGAAAACUCAAAUAAAGCCUCCGGGAGUCAAUUACAGGAGACUCUGAGCGAAAGCGGCCCAGAGAACCCGAAGACUGAUGAAGCCGCUUUAAAAGAGAAACCACGGGACGGAAUAAGCGCAAACUUACCGGGGACUGUUGGCGAUGGCUGCUCGAGGUUUUCUGUGGUCCGGACUGUGGAAGAGACUAUCAUCACACCCGCAGCUAACACCGACCGCAGAGAUGACAGCACAACACACGAUGACCUCACGCCCGGACAGCUUCAUCAGGAUCAGCAAUAGAGCUGAACAUCACAAGAUGAUCAAAGUGUUGUUAUUUGACAAUGAGACUCAAACCGAAAACUUAGAAUUUGCAAUAACACUGCUUUUUACCAGUAAUACACUGAAUUAAUUGCGUAUUAAAUCUACAUAUGAUGGGCCUAAUUGAAAAGCAAUAUAUUAAAGUAGCCUGCAUUGACCAUUCGGUGGUUUUCUGUUCCCCUCUUUACAAAGCAGCUUCAACUCUGUACAGUCCCUCCACACAGAUCAGAUCUCUCCAAACCACAAACAGGGUCAGAUCGCAGUAUGUGAGGUUAUGGCUGUUAAAAGAAUACAAUAGAAAUCAUGAUAAGAGUUGUGUAUUUAUAAUAUCCUCAUGCAUCUUUAAAACAACACUAUAAACACGUGAAAAUUCUGGUUGUUCAAGCAAAGAGUCUAUUGCACCAUCCGCACCGAGGAUGCUGUGUGUGUGUGUGUGUAUACAAUAUAAUAAAAUGAUAACCCAGAUCCUUGUGCACUGUAAAACAUGUUUUUUGUAAGAUGUAAAUAAACAAAUAAUACUUUUA
Messenger RNA from Puntigrus tetrazona (Sumatra barb), 1979 nucleotides. RefSeq names its product RELT like 2 (gene rell2). The record is from RefSeq and is a predicted model, not a curated record. The transcript has 6 exons. Gene Ontology annotation, biological process: positive regulation of cell-substrate adhesion; positive regulation of p38MAPK cascade. Lineage: Eukaryota; Metazoa; Chordata; Actinopteri; Cypriniformes; Cyprinidae. The coding region runs from base 268 to 1437 and encodes 389 amino acids.